Messenger RNA from Aspergillus sclerotioniger CBS 115572, 2040 nucleotides. Its product is annotated as HET domain-containing protein. The record is from RefSeq and is a predicted model, not a curated record. The coding region runs from base 1 to 2040 and encodes 679 amino acids. The transcript has a single exon. NCBI's taxonomy places the organism in Eukaryota, Fungi, Ascomycota, Eurotiomycetes, Eurotiales, Aspergillaceae.
AUGAGAAUCCCUCUUGGCAACCCCGAAGAGAUUCGUGGUAAACAGUCCACGUGUGACUUGUGCAAACUUGUCAUCGACUGCGCCGCGGCGCAUUAUGUCCCUGGGUUCCGCAGCUUCAACCACUCGGAGCCAAUCGUGCUUCUGAUCGAUGGUGGAAAGAUUGAAAUUCAUUAUCCGGAGCAUGGGGACGUCCAGAUUGCUGUAUAUCUGCGAUCAGAACACAACUCGUCGUUCGAGGAGCGACCCGGUGCACCCCAGGAACAGCACCGUACACCGACCGAUGUUCCCGAAUACAUUGACUGGAGCAAGGUACUUGAGUGGCUCGAAUCUACUCCCUAUAUGGCACUGAGAGGUGAGUUAGGCAAUUGGCCGGAUGGAAUGAAGGUCAUUGAUGUCAAGCAAAAUCGGGUGAUUGGCGCGCCGAAGGAUUGUCGGUACUUCGCGCUCAGCUACGUAUGGGGCAAUGUCAAAGCACUCGAUCUUCCUGACUGGCCCGCCUUCAGUCGAGAGGAUCUGCCUGCCACAAUCCGGGAUGCAUUUGUGGUAUGCGAAAGACUGGGCGUGCCAUAUCUAUGGGUUGAUCAGCUUUGUAUUCGUCAGGGAGACCCCAAAGACGUAAAGGUGCAAAUCGACCAAAUGGGCCGCAUCUAUAACCAUGCAGCAUGUGCUCUGGUUGCUUUAGCAGGGUCGGACCUCUAUUACGGCCUGCCCGGAGUCACCAAGCCCCGUCGUUGGACCCACGUCGAAUUGGGUCAGGCGAAGCUGACCAUCUUGUCUUUACCGCCUGAUAAUUGCAUCAGGAGAAAUAUCUGGAACUCUCGAGGUUGGACCUUUCAGGAAGCCCUCCUGGCGCGUCAACUUCUUCUGUUUGCUGAAUACGAGGUUUACCAUGCCUCGAGCUGCGACGGUCGUCGUUGGUACAACUGUGAGAUAUACAGAUCCGUUCAUCGAGGCCACAAAAUGAAUCCUCUUCCACUUCCUUCCGACUACCUGUUUGCUCUUGAAGAGUAUACAACGCGCCGUCUCACCAUGGAAACGGAUAGAGUGCGGGCCUGCACCACGGUGCUGCAGGCCGCGCAUGGGGGCGAGCUUUACCAUGGAAUCCCAGUUGAACGCAUCGACGAAGCUGUCCUGUGGACUACUGUGAGCCCCGGUUUAAAAGCGGGAUCCACCGACUUUCCCUCGUGGUCGUGGGCAUCGCCUAGAGGUCCCAUUCAAUACGAAUUCAAAGCCAUGGUCGGCCUGGCGGUUUGGGCGAUCCCCAAAGACCAUCCCCAUGCAUCUGUCGUUUUGUGCAGGCCAAGACGUGGAACUUCGCUAUCCUUAACCACUCCUCCCCCACGAGGCAAUCUAGGCUCUCCGGAAAUCCCACCUGGGGGGUGUCUCGGGCACAUCAUCAAAGCUUGGUUGCAAGGCUGCAUUGAAGAACGCUUCCCCGUUCAGUCAGUGAACCAUGAAGCGCUUGCUAACUGCUGGACGACAUAUGCGGACUUUUGGGAAUCUGCUUUUGGAGGAGGUGAUUACGGCACUCUUUUCCCGGUGACUGCCAUUCAGACAGCUUUAUCCGUGCCCAGCAGCAUUCUGGUUUAUGGAGCAGCUGCCCAAUUCUCUGUAAAGCAGCAGACUACCGAGUGCACAUCCUCCACACCAAGCUUCGCCCUAUUUACAGCGGGACCAGAAGGACGGCUGGCCGGUACAGUGUAUCUGGAUGCCCAGGAGAUGGAUGGCUCAGUCCAGGCUGACCUCGAAUUCUUGGCCUUGUCCGUCGCCUAUGGAAACCACAUUAUGGCGGAGCAAUGUCAGCAAUGCUGCGAUGACACGGUUUGGGAUACUGCACGUAAGAUGAUGACGGGGAUGAAUGUGACGGCGAAUGACCGGGCUUGGAAUACUGCACUUGAGGAGACGACAGUUUUGAAUGUUAUGGCAAUUCGAAGAGAACAGUGCCGUCCAUCGCUUGCACGUCGGUUGGGGGUGGGGCAAAUUGCUUUGCAGAGAUGGGUUGAAGCGCGUCCUCAGUUUGGCACCAUUGUUCUCAGGUGA